Messenger RNA from Gadus chalcogrammus (walleye pollock), 1451 nucleotides. It is a transcript of the gene ldlrap1a, whose product is annotated as low density lipoprotein receptor adaptor protein 1a. The transcript is spliced from 9 exons. Gene Ontology annotation, cellular component: early endosome. The record is from RefSeq and is a predicted model, not a curated record. NCBI's taxonomy places the organism in Eukaryota, Metazoa, Chordata, Actinopteri, Gadiformes, Gadidae. The coding region runs from base 120 to 1019 and encodes 299 amino acids.
CUGUCCCCGCCCACUGCCAGAGGUUCAAAUUCAAGUCCGCAGCAGCAUCAGCGUCAACAACAUUCCUCGGUCCGAAGUCGUCACUACAACACAACUUUGAUCAACGUCCGUACCUCGCUAUGGAUGCCAUUCGGUCCGCGGGGAGAGCCAUCAUCCGAAGCCCAAGCAUGGCGAAACAAUCCUGGAGCGCCGGUAGACACAAAAAGCUCCCAGAGAACUGGACAGACACACGGGAGACCAUCCUGGGAGGCAUGACCUUUAACCUCCGGCACCUGGGCAUGACCCUUGUGGACCAGCCCAAGGGGGAGGAGCUGUCAGCCGCCGCCGUGAAGCGCAUCGUGGUAACGGCCAAAGCCAGUGGGAAGAAGCCCCCAAAGGUUUCCCUCAAGGUCUCCCCUCAGGGAAUCGUCCUCCACGACAGACUCACCAGCCGCCUCCUAGACACCAUCUCUAUUUACAGGAUAUCUUACUGCACAGCGGACAAGCUUCAUGAGAAGGUGUUUGCCUACAUCGCCCAGAACACACAGAACGGGACCCUGGAAUGUCACGCUUACCUGUGCUCCAAGAGGAAAGAGGCCCAGGCUGUGACCCUCACCGUAGCCCAGGCGUUUAAGCUAGCUUUCGAGCUCUGGCAAGUGGCCAAAGAAGAGAAGGAACAGAGGGUGAAGUCUGGUUCGGAAGGGGAGGACAGCAACAGUUCCCAGUCUCAGAGAUCUAGCAGUGUGGGAAGCCUGAAGGACACGGACGUUCCUACAGAGAAGCUUCUGGACUUUGGAGAGCGGGUUGUGGACGUCCACACGCCCCUGGAGAAGGACAACAACAACGACGGGCCUGGCGCGGAAAUGGGGGAGGAUUUGGAUGAAGCGUUCUCGAGACUGGCAGUGUCUCGUACUAACCCUCAGGUCUUGGACGUUGGGGUGACGCCCCAGGAUUGGCUGCUGGAGCCCGACUGGGAUGUAGCCGGUGGAGACGACGCCAGUGGAACCAGCCCCCCCGUGGACAUGCUGCUCAGCUUCUGACCAGUGAUUCGUCUUUGCUGAGACGCGGAGAUACCCUUCCCCCUCUCUAACAGGCACACGUACACACACACACACACGCACGCGUACACACACACACACGCACGCGUACACACACACGUGCACCAACAAAAAUAUAUUUUCUUGUAUCAACUAGAUGUUGUCUUAACAGUAUCCGAAUCAGUGUUAUUUUGAUAUACAUGUAAAUACCCUUAAUUUCAUUGAAGUAUUUAUUUUGUAUUCUUGUAAAAAAAAAAGUACUUGAUAAUAAUCAAGAUGCCUUUAUUACUAACACCAGCACAAUCCGAAUCAGUGCCCGCGAUGUUUCAAUGCCGUUUCUAACGACAUGGACAUGUUAUUCACUGCCUUGGUCCAUCAUUAGAAUUCAGUAUUUUUUUUUGUAACGCAUGGUAAAAUACAUUCAUGUUGCAUCAA